Lentinula edodes (shiitake mushroom) is the source of this 4071-nucleotide messenger RNA. RefSeq lists its product as uncharacterized. Gene Ontology annotation, molecular function: U3 snoRNA binding; ATP hydrolysis activity; GTPase activity. Gene Ontology annotation, cellular component: 90S preribosome; nucleus. Lineage: Eukaryota; Fungi; Basidiomycota; Agaricomycetes; Agaricales; Omphalotaceae. Bases 179 to 3955 code for a protein of 1258 amino acids. The transcript has 4 exons. The record is from RefSeq and is a predicted model, not a curated record. Gene Ontology annotation, biological process: ribosome biogenesis; endonucleolytic cleavage of tricistronic rRNA transcript (SSU-rRNA, 5.8S rRNA, LSU-rRNA); maturation of SSU-rRNA from tricistronic rRNA transcript (SSU-rRNA, 5.8S rRNA, LSU-rRNA).
UUUUAAUCUCUCUCAUCUAAUCUUUCGCGUUCAGCUUCGCUUCCUUUUCAUUCGACGGCACAGGAAGGUCGUGAAACACUGGACAGUGUCAAAUAUUAAGUAGAAUCCGUUUCAACGGUUCUACUAUUACUUCUGGAACGACGUCGAUAAGUUAUCGAUAUUUUCUGACUUUUAAACGAUGGACGACAAACCACAUAAAGCGCAUCGACCUGCGCAGGCGGGGGGUAAAGCUGAAAAGAAAGAAAAGGGGAAAGGAAAGGAGAAGAAGCACGGAUUUAACGAAAAGGCAUUUGCACCCACCUCUGGACACAACGCUAAUCGUCUCGGGCGACGCGCCGCUGAGAAAGACCAAACACGGCUCCACGUUCCGCUCGUGAACCGAACCCCAGACGAUCUCCCUCCGCCGGUCAUCGUAGCCAUCGUCGGUCCUCCCGGCGUCGGCAAGUCCACGCUCCUCAGCAGUCUCGUUCGGCGGUACACCAAACGUAGUGUUUCCGAAGGGUUGAAAGGUCCUGUAACAGUUGUGGCGGGGAAAAAAAGACGGAUAACAUUCAUAGAGUGUAAUAACUCGCUGUGUAGCAUGAUUGAUGUUGGAAAAGUGGCGGAUCUGGUGUUGUUAAUGAUAGAUGGAAGUUUUGGAUUCGAGAUGGAAACAUUUGAAUUUCUGACAAUCCUACAAACACACGGCUUCCCAAAAGUAAUCGGAAUCCUCACCCACCUUGACCUAAUCCGUUCCCCCUCUACCCUCCGUCUGACCAAAAAAUCCCUCAAGAAGCGUUUCUGGACCGAGAUCCACCCAGGGGCGAAGCUUUUCUAUCUCUCGGGUGUGCUUAACGGUCGAUACCCUGAUACAGAAAUCCUGAAUCUAUCCAGGUUCAUCGGGGUAAUGAAAUUCAGACCCCUGGUGUUCCGGAAUACACAUCCGUAUAUCUACGUCGACAGACUCCAGGACCUAACACCUCCUGAAUUAAUCCGAACCUCCCACUCCAAAUGCGAUAGACGUAUAUCCGUCUACGGCUACGUCCGAGGCACCAACUGGCGUGGUCAAGGCCAAAAGGUGCAUAUACCCGGUGUUGGUGAUCUGCUGGUAGAGAGUAUUGAAAAAAUGGUCGACCCCGUACCGAUUAUAGAAAAAGGCGGAGACGAAGAAAAGCGGAGGAGGAUGAGCGAGAAGAGGAAGUUAGUUGUGCAUGCCCCCAUGAGUGAUCUCGGUGGAGUCAGUUUCGAUAAGGACGCGGUGUAUGUUAAUGUGAAAGGGAGCUUCACGAGGAGGGAAGGCGAGGAGGUCGAGGAAGGUGAAGGAGAAAAGAUGGUUAUGGAUUUGCAGGAAGCGGGAAUGACACUGGAUGAUGCGGUGAAGCAAACGAAGAUUCGGUUGUUUGGGAGUUCAGAGAAGCCGUUGGCUGUUGGAGGCAACGACGACGACGACGACGAGCCUUCUUCUGCUGACGAGGUCGAGGACGACUUUGCUUCUGUUGACGACGAGGGAGAAAGUUCAGGCUCCGAGGCCGAACUCGACACACUCAACAAAGUCCAAUCCGACCCUCGAAAUACUGGUCGUUCACAGCCUCGUCGUCCUGCCCGGUCUCUACCUCAGGCUGAAUCUACUGGCAAGGGUCUGGAUUUCGACUCUGACUCGGGUGAUAGUGAUGAAAAUGAAGAUGAAGAUGCCGAGGAAGGCUUUAUCGUCAACGACGACGACGACGACGAAAAUUAUAUAGAGGAGGAGGACGACGACGAAGUCGAAGGUGAAGAUGGCGAAGACCUUGAUAUGGUUGACGAGGAUUCCGACGACGACAGGGACACUGUGCACCCCAAAACCAAACAUCUCGACUCCCAGGCUCUGUCUCUACGUCGUCCAACGCGUAGAGACUGGACGAAAGAUAUUUAUUCAACUAAUCUUUCUCCCGAAGAGAUCGUUUUGCAGCAUUCUUCUUCCUCGUCUUCGUCUUCGUCACUUACAGCGCACGCGCAGAAGAGCAAUGUUGACGUCGACAUGGAUAACGAGGACGACGGGUUUUUCUUCAAGAAACCUUCGAACGACACAGCAAAUACUCUACUAGAUUCGUCGACUACCCUCUCUGACCUCGCGGACAAGUCUAAACCCGAGUUUUCCUCUGCUGAGUUAAACAAAUGGGAGGACGAAGAUAUGUUGGAGAGUAUUAGGAGGUUGUUUAUUACAGCUGUUACUGAGACCACUGGCGAAGAUGGAGGAGGAGACGGAGCAGAAGAUGACGACGACGACGAAUCUGGAGGGGAUUUUGUCGAUUUUGAAGCUACAGGCGGUGACCCUUCCCUAACUUCCGCCUCCGCUCCAUCCACUGCUAAAAAAAUCCCCGACCCACCACCAAUAUCUUCUUCUUCCCGCUCCGCCCUUGCUACCAAGAAGGCACUCCUCAAAGCCCGUUUCGACGAAGAAUACGACGACCCUUCCAAUUCAAACCCCUCAUCCACGUUCUACGACCAGAAAAAAGCCGAACUCACCACACAACAAUCUCUCAACGCUACCGCCUUUGCUUCCAUUCAAGACCCGGAACUGCGUGCACAGCUUGAAGGGUACGUCCCAGGGACUUAUGUUAGGGUGGUAUUGGACGGUGUACCUGGAGAGAUGGUUAAUUUCUUCGAUCCAGAAUAUCCGUUAAUUUUGGGUGGGUUGGGUGCUGGGGAAGGGUUUUUCCCUAUAUCCACCUCCACUACAUCCUCCUCUCAAACUGCUCCCACCCCAUCCUCAGACCUUACCCUCCUCCGUCUCCGCCUCAAACGCCACCGCUUCCAUCCUCGUCCCCUAAAAUCCAACGACCCUCUUAUCCUCAGCAUCGGCUGGCGGCGUUUCCAAACACUCCCCAUCUAUUCCCUCGACGACCAUUCUAUCCGAAUGCGUAUGAUUAAGUACACGCCGGACCACAUGCACUGUUUCGCUACAUUCUGGGGGCCGGGUAUGGUUCCCGGUCUCGGUGUAUGUGCGUUCAAUAGCGUUUAUGAUGGUCCUACAUCUUCAGGUGGAGGAGGAAACGGGUUCAGGGUAUCAGCUACUGGGACUUUACUGUCUCUAUCCCCCGGCACCUCUUCGCCUAUUGUGAAAAAACUCAAACUCACCGGGACACCGUAUAAGGUGUUCAAGAACACUGCAUUUAUCAAGGGGAUGUUUGGUAGUGCAUUGGAGGUGGCGAGGUUUGAGGGUGCGGGGGUGAGAACGGUUAGUGGCGUGAGGGGGGUAGUAAAGAAGGCUGUGGCUGGGGGGAAUAUGGGAGGGAAAGGCGGAGAUGGAGCGUUUAGGGCUGCGUUUGAGGAUAAGGUGUUGAUGAGUGACAUAGUUUUCCUCCGGGCAUGGUACACAGUCCAGCCACGAAAAUUCUACGCUCCCGUCACCUCGCUCCUCCUUCCUUCUCCCACCAUCUCUCCCACCAUCUCCCAAGCCUCAUCCGACGAGUCGCCCCCACAAACCAAAUCCACCUGGCUCGGCAUGCGUCUAACCGGAACGCUCCGCCGCACACUCAACAUCCCCACUCCCCUCCAGCGCAACUCAACAUACACCCAUAAAUCCAUUAUUGAACAAGAACGUACACAAAAGAAAGGAAAGUUUGCUCCGCUGGUGGUGCCGAAGAACCUCAUCCGCGAGUUACCGUAUAAAAGCAAACCAAAGCUCAUAGGAAAGCAAAGCAGCCGAACAUACCUCCAAAAACGGGCGGUGGUCCUCGAGCCUGAAGAAAAACGUGCCGUGGCUCUCUUACAACAGAUCCGUGCACUUAGAAAAGAUCAGGUGAAGAGGAGGAGGGAGAAAAAGGCUGGGAAAAGGGAGGAGAAGGAGAAAAGAGAAGGAGGGAAAGAAAAGGCUGGGGAGGAGAAGGAGAAGGAGAGGAAGAAGAGUGUUAUGAGAAGUGUGGGGAUGAAAGCAAAAAGAGAGGCAGAAGCUAUGGGUGGCGGGAGGCAAGGAAAGAGAAGAAAGGUUGGAUAGAGUACGACGGCGAAUAAUUAUCUCAGUAGAAUUGCAAACAUCACUUCAAACUUCUAUUUCCAGUGAUACUUUGAGUUUUUUCCUCUAUCAAAGGCCAUACACACAUGAAUAUAUAU